Molecule: messenger RNA, 8965 nt
Organism: Pan troglodytes (chimpanzee)
Lineage: Eukaryota; Metazoa; Chordata; Mammalia; Primates; Hominidae
Exons: 2
Coding region: 89-769 (226 amino acids)
Source: RefSeq, a predicted model, not a curated record
UUUUCUUUGCACGACGACUGGCACGCUCAAGCCAGACCCCGCCCUCCAAACUCUGGGACUUUUAGGUCUCGAGGGACGCCGCUGGAAGAUGGGGGAGCCACCUUUAGCCCGGGCACCCCUCGCUGAGGGAGCCGGCCGGGGCACGCUCCUUUCUCGGGGCUUCGGCUUGUCCAGCUGUGAAGUGGGGGAUCGGGGGAUUUUCCAGGGAUCCUGGGGUGUCCUGGGGGAGGGCGCGGUCCCCUCUCCGUCUUCGCGGGGUCUGGACGCCGUCGCCUUCUCCUGGCGCCGCCGGACCCAGGAGAGGAGAGGUCCGCGGCGGCUCAGCCCGGGUCUGCGGCUUCCGGGAGGGUGGCGGCAACGAGCCUGUGCUGUGGGCACCAGCCCGUCAGACGGCCCCGGCUCCGAGGCCUCUCCAGCCUGCGGCCGCUACUCUCUUGCCCCCACUCCCCGCCCGACACUUACGUCCAGCCCCGUCGUGCAGUGGUUCCGGAGCCCGGUGUCGCGCCGCGCCGGCUCGCCUCACUACCCCGAUUUUAGCCAAGAAAACAAAACGACCACGGCCUCCAGACACCCGGAUGCAGCAGUACCACCCCCGCGGCUCAGUCGCGCAUGCGGACACGGGGCGGAGGGCGGGGCGCCGGGGCCGGAUGGAGCCACGCCCACCACACCAACGCGUCUGCGCAUGCCUGGGCGCUGGGCUCAGGGGCUUUCCGCCGCUGUGGGUUCACAGCUGGACGUCGGAAGUGCUAGAUUGGAGUACGCCCUUUGAGAGUAGGCGUGAGAAGUUGCUCUGUGUGCUGAGCUUUCUAAAGGAAGGCGUCCGUUGGCCUUCGUACCCGUCUUGAGUGAGGUGACGAGUGUUUUCUAGUACUGGGGUCGGCCCCGCAGCCGUCUCAGGUGUGGGUGGCAGGAAGAGUGCCGGGUCCCGCGUGGUGCAAAAGGUGGGUUCAGGUUUGCGGCCACACAGCGCUACUCAGGACUUUUUAGUCUUGUUUAUUUUCUCCGUUCCUGUUCCCGCCCCCCGCAGCUCCACCUCUGGGAGAGGGGCGGGUUCAGCUCCAGGAGGCGGGGACUUCCCGGCUUGGCGUGGCUGGGGUGUCCCGUGGACCCCAGUCUCGGCGCGGUGACCCACUUAUGGGACUUGGCCUUUCUUUGCUGUUUGUUUAAGGCAGGGUUUGUCAGCCUGGGCACUACUGAGGUUUUGGGCCGGCUAAUUCUGUCUGGGUUGGGGAGGGUGCUGUCCCGUGCUUCGCAGGUUGUGUAGCUGCAUCCCCCGCCUCUACCCAGUGGAUGCAAGUAGCAGCCCCAGUGAACCAAAAAUGCCCCCAGACUUUGCCAAAUAUCCCCUCCCGGGGAAGAUCGCCUCGCUUGAGAACCACUGUUGGAGGAGAGCCUGGGUUUUCGGGAGGUAACCGUUUACAAAGGGGAGAACGGUAAGAAGCCGGAAGCAACGAUGACUUAGCUACGUGAAAGACUUGUGGCCAGGCUCGCCCCUCUUCUAGAAGCCGUCAGUUUGGGUCUCGCGUCUGGAAUCACCGUCAAGGAGUCAGAUCCAGCCCCAGAGAGGGAGCAGGGUCGAGGUCUCCUUGCAGAAGGCGCCACCGCAGGAAGCACAGGCGCAACGUGCGGUCUCCCUAGCGGAGGCGCUCGCGAUCCUGCAGCCGCCGGUCCGGGGGGUGCUCGGUAGCCCUCCUUGGUGCCUGUCCGGUAGCUGGUCACUCUCGGGGGAAGGUCGUGUGCAGAAGUGCACAUGCGAUCACACAGAGACGGCGUUGCUGCGGCUUUGACCCGAUGGUGCACCCGAAAGAACACAGAGGGUGGAGGGGGAGAUCCAGGAAGUGGUCGCGGAGCAGAACCCCCUUUCACUUCAGUCAAAAAGACAGAGUCUCGGCUCACUGCAACCUCUGCCUCACGGGUUCAAGCAAUUCUACUACCUCAGCCUCCCAAGUAGCUGGGAUCCAACACCACGCCUGGCUUAUUUUUUAAUUUUUAGUAGAGAUGGGGUUUCCCCAUGUUGGCCAUGCAGGUCUUGAAUCCUGAUCUCAGAUGAUCUGCCCACUUCGGUCUCCCAAACUGCUGCAAUUACAGGUAUGAGCCACUGCACCUAGCCACAUAUUUUCACCUGGCAUAUAAGUAAAACUGGCUAAUUAGCAACUCCCCUAGAUUUUCUGCUGCUCUAUUUUAUUGCAAGAACAGAAACAUACUUUUCCCCUUUGCUGAAAGAUCUCCAGUGGCUUCCCAUCUUUUAUAAGGGCCUGCUCCUCGCUACCAUUCUGCCCUCAACCCCUGCCGCUCGUUCUCACUCCAUUCACACCAACCACACUGGUCUCCUUACCGUUCCCUCAACACACAAAGCAUGCUCCUGUCUCAGGGCCUUUGCACUUGCUAUCCUAUUUUCAUGGAAUGUUCUUCCCCUAACUAAAUGCAUCGCAUAUCUCCCUCCUCUUCACUGGGGCCUCUGCUUAAAAGCUAACUACUCAGAUAAGCCUUCCCUGACCACCCCCCUAAAAGAACACCCCAUCCCACAUUGACUCUGUGUUUCUCUAGUUUGCUCUGUCUUCACAGCCACUUCUUCCCAUCUGACGUAGUAGACACUUAUUUGUCUAUUUAUUGCUAAUACCUUCCCCCACUAGAAGGUCAAUUCCAUGAGGUCAGGGAAUUUGUUUUGCUCACUGCUAUGUCCCCAGUGCCUGGCUCAUAGUGGAUAUGGAAUAAAUAUCUGUUGAAUAAAAUAGUAUUAUGGAUGUCCUCAGAAAUAAAAGGUAGGCUUUUGGGUGUAAGGAUUUUCUCGGGCUUCUGUGCAAAACUGAGUGUGAUCACCAGCCCUGGGUUCAAAAGUCUGCAACGUUGCCACUCACCCUACUUAUAACCUCAGGGAUGUCCCUUCCCUGCCCUGGCCUCACAGUCCACAUUAGCAGCAGGUGACCUCUAAGAACCUUUCCAAUUCUGAAAUUAUGUGAUCCUCAGGGAAGGAGAUGGGGCACACAGACAUCCAGCCACAUGGCAGGGUGCGCUCUGGACAUGGGUGCUGUGUCCUGGCAAUGGUGGAAGAAAGGUGGCCUCACACUGACCUGUCAGGAGACCAGACGUGAGAGCUAUCGUCGUGGCCAAGCUGAAUUCCCCAAUGCGGAGGAGGACCUGGAAGCCAAUCCUAGAAAUGACAAAGCAGAGGUGGUCACUUGGGCAUCAGGCAGCAGAGGUCAUCAGGGACAUAAAGGACUGUCGGUGUCAGUAGUGCCAUUGCCAGGAAGGGCCAUGAGGAAAACAAGGGUCCUCUUCCUGGCUGGUACAUUCCCCUGGCAUUUUCCCAAAAAGCCAUGCAGACAUGUGGGAGGGAGGGAGGCGAAGGAGAUUCCAAGAUUGUCUGUGGCUUAUUUCAGUUCCCAGCACCUCAUGGAUAAUGAACCAGACCAGGAGUCAGAAAACCCAAGCUCAAGUCCCAGCUCUGUCACUUACUAGCUGCAAGACCCUGGGCAAGUCCCUCAACCUCUCAGAGCCUCCAGUUUUCUCUCUCUCUUUUUUUUUUUUUUUUUUUUUUUUUUUUUCUGUUUUUGUUUGUGAGAUGGAGUCUCACUCUGUCGUCCAGACUGGAGUGUAGUGGUCGGCUCACUGCAACCUCUGCCCCUCAGGUUCAAGCGAUUCUUGUGCCUCAAGUAGCUGGGACUACAGGCAUGCGCCACCAUACCUGGAUAAUUUUUGUAUUAUUAAUAGAGACAGGGUUUCACCAUGUUGACCAGGCUGAUCUCGAACUCCUGACCUCAAGUGAUCUGCCCGCCUCGGCCUCCCAAAGUGCUGGGAUUACAGACAUGAGCCACCACGUGUGGCCAGCCCCAGUUUUCUCGUUAGGCAAUUAAAGAUGAAGGUUCUGUUUCUCUUGAGGCAAGGUGGGUGGGGUAGAGCUUGGCUUUCAGACCAAUCUCCCCUGCCCAUCCCUACCCCUUGAACAUACUUCCAGGACCUCUCUCCUUCAAGGCAACCCCAGGGGUUCAAUUCAAACAUUAAGCUAUUACGGGGGCCCUUGGAUGCUGAAUGUGAUUGUCCCAGGGUUCAGCCUGCACCUGGGCGCUGCCAGCCCCUUCACUGCAUCCCCACGGAUAGUUGUACACAACAAGCCAGUUUUUUAAAGCCUUUCCUGUUUCUUGUCUCAACAGGUGGGCAGCUCAUGUUCUCAUUUUUAAGACAAAGGAAAGCUCCAAGCCUGCAGCCUCAUGGGGUGGACCCCACCUUGUAUGUCAUUUGGUUAUCUUCCCUGUCUUUACUGAUUGUUCAUUAUAAAGUGGGAGAAAUAAUCACAGUCCCUACCUCAUAAGAUCAUGGGAGAGUGGAGAGAAUUAAAAAGAAUUACCCGCAGACUAGAAAAAUAAAUUAAGGCCGGGCGUGGUGGCUCACGCCUGUAAUCCCAGCACUUUGGGAGGCCGAGGCGGGCGGAUCAUGAGGUCAGGAGAUGGAGACCAUCCUGGCUAACACAGUGAAACCCCGUCUCUACUAAAAAUAGAAAAAAUUAGCUGGGAGUGGUGGCAGGCGCCUGUAGUCCCAGCUACUCAGGAGGCUGAGGCAGGAGAACGGCGUGAACCUGGGAGGUGGAGUUUGCAGUGAGCUGAGAUCACGCCACUGCACCCCAGCCUGGGCAACAGAGCAAGACUCCAUCUCAAAAAAAAAAAAAAGAAAGAAAAGAAAAGAAAAAUAAAUUAAAAAGAUAAAAAGAGUUGCCACCCUGCUGCUCAUGUAGGGAGUGCAGAUGUCAACAACUACCUGCCCAACCAUUCAGGCAGCCAUCCCCCCUUCCGUGUGGCAAGCUCCAGGCCCUCAUCUUUGCCAUCUUUGUAUAUCCUCAAUAGUUUGCUUCCUCCCCAGCUCCAAACACAGUUCAGGUUAUCAAAAAUGUUUGUUGAAUGACUGAAAAAUUGAGUCAAUUACUCAAUUCAUUGAUCUAAUAAUAAGUGAUUUUUAGGAAAAUAAAUCACGGGGACAUAUGCAUGACCUCGCAAAAAAAUUUUUUUUUUGAGAUGGAGUCUUGCUGUGUCACCAGGCUGGAAUACAGUGGCGCGAUCUCAGCCUCCCGAGUAGCUGAGACUACAGGCAAGAGCCACAACACCCAGCUAAUUUUUUGUAUUUUUAGUAGGCACAGGGCUUCACCAUGUUGGCCAGGAUGAUCUCGAUCUCUUGACCUUGUGAUCCGCCAGCCUCAGCCUCCCAAAGUGCUGGGAUUACAGGUGUGAGCCACCGCGCUGGCUGCAAAAAUUCUUAAACAGGACAUAAAAGAACAAAACAUAAAGGGAACAAUGAUAAAUUGGGCUAUAUUAAAAUAAAGAACCUCUCUUGUUCAAAAGACACCAUUAAGAAAGUAAAAGGUGGGCUGGUCAUGGUGGCUCACACCUGUAAUCCUGGCACUUUGGGAGGCAAAGGUGGGCCAAAGUUCAGGCCAGGAGUUCAAGAUCAGCCUGGCCAACAUGGCAAAACCCUGUCUCUACCAAAAAUUAUUUUGUCUAUACAAAAGUUAGCUGGGCAUGGUGGCAUGCGCCUGUAAUCUAAGCUACUCAGGAGGAUGAAGUAUGAGAAUUGCUUGAACCUGGGAGGCAGAGGUUGUAGUGAGCUGAGAUAGCGCCACUGCAUUCCAGCCUGGGUGACAGAAGGAGACUCUGUUUCAAAAAGAAAGAAAGAAGGAAAAAGGUAACGCACAAAGUGGGAUUCAUAUCCAGGAUACGUAAGGAAUUCCUACAAAUCAAUAAGAAAAAGACAGAACACCACAAUAGAAAAUGGGCAAACUAACUUAAAUAGACAUUUCACAAGAAAAGAUAUUCAACUGUCCAAAAAGCAUAUUAAAAGUGCUCCAUUUAGUUAGUUAUUGGAGAUAUCAAAAUGUAAACAAUAGGUUUGAUUGCUAAAUGACUAACCAAAAAGAAGGAAAACACCAAGUGUUGGCAAAAUGUGGAGUAAAAGGAGCUUCUAUACACUACUGGUGAUUAGAUUGGUGCAAACUACUAGAGAAAAUUGUUUAGCAGUAGCCACUAAAGCUGACUGUGUGAAUACUGUAUAAUUCAACAAUUUUACUUCUAGGCAUAUAAUCAACAGAAGUGCAUUUGUGUGCUCCAAAAAUAAAAAAGUGCUAGAAUAUUCAUAGGAGCAAUACUAGAAUAUUCAUAAUAGCUCCAAACUGGAAACUACCCAAAUCCUCCUCAAUAAUGGAUAAGUAAAUUCUGCUGCAUUCACACAAUGGAACACUCGUUCCAACUAUCUUUUCUUAGAUUCUCUAUUUGUCUAUCUGGCAUUCAUUUAUCACAGGGCCACACUAAUGGCCAAAGUUGUUUAUCUCGUUUUCUUGCAAGUCAGCUUUCUCAGGCAUGGGAAACUCAUAUUAUAAAUCCCUCAGCUACAAAUUCUAACAUAUGUGUUUUCACUUCCUGCCCAUUAGUGGAUGCCCUCACCCAGUUACUCUCCCAUCACUCUUUUUCAUAAAGGCAUAGUCCCAGUUCCCCCUCUCUUUCUGCUGCCUGGUCCCUGGAUGAUACAGUUUUGUGUGGCCCUGCAUGACAUGUUCUGCCUCUUGUUUACAGGGGAACUGUGAACAACAAAACUUUCCUUCCAAUAAUACUGGAAGAAAAUGCCACUCAGUCACCUUUAUAAAUUAAGACCCAAGCAUGACAGAACACUAUAUCCCAGUGGAAAAAGGGUACAGCAAUGCUUAACAACCUGGAUGAAUCUCACAACUACAAUGUUGAGUAAAAGAAGCAUACAAAAGCACAGACUUACUGUAUGAUUCCAUGUAUAUUAUCUCAGUUCAUUUUCUAUUGCUAUAACAGAAUACCACAGAAUGGGUAAUUUAUAAAAUAAGUAUAUAUAGCUCAUGGUUCUGGAGGUUGGGAAGUCCAAGAGCAUGCUGCUGGCAUCUGUUGAGGACCUUCUUGCUGUGCCAUAACAUGGCAGAGGGUAUCACAUGGCAAGAGGGAAAGAGCAUGUCAGCUCAGGUCUCUCUUCCUCUUGUAAGCCACCAGUCUCAUCAUAGGGGCCCCACCCUGAUGACUUUAUCUAAUCCUAGUUACCUCCCAAAGGCUUCACCUCCAAUUUCAUCAACAUAUGAAUUUGGAGAUUAAGUUUCCAACACAUGAAAUUUGAGGGAUGCAUUCAAACCAUAGCAUUCUGCCCCAGCCCCCAAAAUGCAUGUCCUUCUUACAUGCAAAAUUCAUCCCAAGAGCACCAAAGUAUUUUUUUUUUUUUUUUUUUUUUUUAAGAGAUGGGAUUUUGCUCUAUCAUCCAGGCUGGAAUGCAGUGGCAUGAACAUAGCUCACUGCAGCCUCAAACUCCUUGGCUCAAGUAAUCCUCCUGUCUCAGCCUCCUGAGUAGCUAGGACUACAGAUGUGUGCCACCAUAUCCAGCUAUGUUCAUUUAAUUUUAUUAGUAGAGACAGAGUCUCACUCUGUUGCCAUGGCUGGAAUGCAGUGGCAUGACCAUAGCUCACUGCAGCCUCAAACUCCUGGGCUCAAGUGAUCCUCUCACCUCAGCCUCCUGAGUAGCUAGAAUUACAGGCACAUGCCACAAUACCUGGCUAAUUUUUUUAUUUUUAUUUUUUGUAGAGACAGGUCUCACUAUGUUGCCCAGGCUGGUCUUGAACUCCUGGGCUCAAGCAAUCCUCCCACCUCGGCCUCCCAAAUCACUGGGAUUACAGGCAUGAAACACCACACUUAGACAACCCCCAAAGUCUUAACUUGUUCCAGCACCAACUCAAAAGUCCAAAGUCCAUGGUCUCAUCUAAAUCAGAUGUGGGUGAGACUUAAGGUACAAUUCAUUCUAUGGGAGAUUCCCUCUGGCUGUAAGCCUGUAAAGUCAAAACAAGUUAUUGACUUCCAAAAUACAACAGUGGAACAGGCAUAGGACAGACAUUCCCAUUCUAAAAGGAAAAAGAGGCAAGGGAAAAAGGGUAACUGGUUCCAAGAAAGUACAAAACCCAACAUAGAAAACAACACUAAACCUUAAACCUUCAGAAUGAUCUUUUACUCUAUAUGCCACCUCCUGGACACACUAUGGAAUUUGGACCCCCGAAGCUUCGGGGAGCUCUGCCCCUGUGGUUUUGCUGGGCUCUGCCCAUGUUGCAGUUCUCACAGGUUGGAGUCUCAUGCCUGCAGUUCUCCCAAGCUGGCAUUGCACUAUGACAGCUCUACCGUUCUGGGGUCUUGGCGGUGGCUCCACCCUUGUAGCUCCACUAGACCCUGCUCUACUGGGGGUCUCUGGGGUGGCCGUUCACAGCACCCUUGGAAAUGUAGGUGGAAGAAGGCAUGCCCCCUCAGCUUUUGCAUUCUGCACACCUGCAAAAUUAGUGCCAUGUGUAUGCUGCCAAGGUUUAUGACUUUUACCUUCCACAUCACAACUGUGGCCACUUGAGCCACAGCUGGGAUGGCUGAGGAAUGCUGCACCAGAAAUGUGGGGAGCAGAGACCCAAGGCAGCCCUGGGCAGCAGCUGGUCAUUCCAAACCAUUCUGCCCUCUUAGAGCUCUGGGCCAGUAAUGGGAGGGGCAGUCUUGAAGAUCUCUGAAAUGGCUUUGGAGUUUUUCUCCCUUGUCCUGAUGAACAGUCUCUGGCUUUGUUCUAUGUGUACUAAUUUUCUUUCUUCCUUUUUUUUUUUUUUUCUUUUUGAGAUACAGUCUUGCUCUGUCGCCCAGGCUGGAGUGCAGUGACGUGAUCUCGGCUCACUGCAAGCUCUGCCUCCCGGGUUCAUGCCAUUCUCCUGACUCAGCCUCCCAAGUAGCUGGGACUACAGGCGCCCACCACCACGCAUGGCUAAUUUAUGUGUACUAGUUUUCUUAUCAAUCGGUAGCUGGGUCACACUCUCAGUUUUCUCAGCUGAAAAUGUUCUUUCAUUCUCUACAACAUGGCUGACCUACAGAUUUUCUGCCUUCCAUAAAUGACUCUGGCACAGACAAAGUUCAACUAAGAUCUUUGCUUCUUUAUAAAAAGGAUGACCUUUGCUCCA